AUGGAUAUAAAUUGCAUUGGAAUUGAAAGCAAACGUGAUGGAUUCCGAAAAUAUUUGGAAUCGACUGGGAUGACUGAGAAAUUAACAACAGCUUUGAUGAAACUUUAUCAAGAAGAAGAGCGACCUGUCGAUGCUGUUGGAUAUGUCAAGAACUUCCUUUCUCCUGGUGAUUCAGAGAAUUGCAUAACACCGGAAAAAUUUGAAGCUUUGCAAGCUGAAGUGGAGAAAGUUACAAAGGAACGUGACCGAUUAACUUUAGAUUUGGCAGAGGCAAAAGGUUCAAUCAAGAAAUCAGCAAGUGAAAUCGAUUUGGCUUUGACGAAUUUAUUUCGUGACUUUGAUGAAGAUGAAUCAGGAAAGUCAAUGUUGAAGGAAUAUUUAACUGAAGAAUUGUUUCUGAAAUUGAAAGGACUUCGAACGGAUCUUCGUGGAUAUCUUUUGGAUAACAUUCAAAGUGGUUUAACACAUUAUGAUCAAGAAAUUGGAAUAUUUGCUUCAGAUCAAUAUGCUUACGUCACAUUUGGAGAACUUUUCAAUCAGGUUUUAGAAGAUCUUCAUAAUGUUGAAACACCUGAAGCUGAUGAAGUUGAAGGUGAGGAUAGUGAACUUCCUAAACCGAUUGCACAACCAGAUGUUGAUUGGGGAGAUGCUGAAGAGUUAAACGAUCUCGAUCCUGAAGGACUUUUCAUCAAGUCGAUUUCCAUUUCUGUCAGUCGUUCAUUUCAUGGCAUUCCAUUCAUGCCUACAAUUCCACUUAAUAAAUUAAAAGAAAUUGCAGAAAAUUUGAAUAAAAUUCUUGUGACAAUCACCGAUGAAGAAUUUCAAGGAAAAUAUUUCGAUUUGGCUGAAAUUGAUAAGGAAAUGAAGGAAAAAUGGAUUCAAGAAGGAAUUUUGUUUCCAAAUCCUGAUGACAAAUACUUAAAAGCAGCUGAAACUUAUCGUUUCUGGCCAUUACAGAGAGGAAUGUUUCUCAACGACAAGGAAAACUUUCGUGUUUGGGUGAAUGAAGAAGAACAUCUUAAAAUUACUGCAUUCGAGGAUGGAUCGAAUCUCCGUGAAGUUUUCAAACGUCUCGUCAAAUCUUUGGAAUAUUUCAAUGACUUAAAGUUUGCUCGUGAUGAACGUUGGGGAUUUGUUACUCACAAUUUGAAGAAUAUCGGAAACACUCUUCAAAUAACUGUCAAAGCAAAAAUCCCAAAGCUGUCACUGCCAGAAAAUAGCGAACAACUUGAUGCAUUUGCUACUGGAAACGACAUCGCAUUCAAAGAUCUUGGCCUUGGUUUAUUGGAAUUGACAAGCAAGAAGCGAAUGGGAAUAACAGAAAUUGAAACAGCCAAAGCAUUCCAAAAAGGAAUCGCUGAGAUGAUCACAGCCGAGAAGUGUUUGUACGCUUAAAUUAUGCAAGUUUAAUCAACUCACCUUCCACUUUUCACUAUUUCUUGA
Molecule: messenger RNA, 1443 nt
Organism: Clunio marinus
Lineage: Eukaryota; Metazoa; Arthropoda; Insecta; Diptera; Chironomidae
Source: the annotation of a GenBank genome assembly